Tetranychus urticae (two-spotted spider mite) is the source of this 1790-nucleotide messenger RNA. Its product is annotated as solute carrier family 35 member G1. The record is from RefSeq and is a predicted model, not a curated record. Lineage: Eukaryota; Metazoa; Arthropoda; Arachnida; Trombidiformes; Tetranychidae. Gene Ontology annotation, cellular component: membrane.
GAAAAGAAAAAAAACAUCAAAAAGCAAGUGAGAAUAAUAGGGGGUGGAGAUGUUGAGUUAAUCUCGGCUGAUAAUGGUUUAAAGCCGAGGAAAGCAUAAAGACAUCAACUAAGCAACAUCAUCUAUACCCAUACACAUCCCUAACCAUGUCUAUGUUAGAGACUGACUUUUACCAGCCACCAACCCAAGAUGAACUUAAACCAGGUUUUCUCGAGCGAUUAUCCAAAAUUCCAGCCAUGGGAAUUAUAUUUGCUGCCAUUGCGGCCGUUUUAUUUGCAACUGGUUCCUUGUGUGCCAAACUGGUUGAAACAGUGGAUGCCGUUGAAACCGUAUUAUUCAGAUCAAUUGUACAGUCUAUAAUAUAUACAACUGUGGUUAUAUCUUAUCGUGAACGUCUUAGUAUUACCAGAGGUGAACGUUUGCCUUUAGUGGCUCGAUGUGUCUGUGGUUUCAUAACAGCUUGUUGUAAUUAUUAUGCUAUUCAAUUCAUUUCUCUGGGUGAUCAAUCAACAAUUUCAUUCUCAUCGCCGGUCUUUGUCUCCUUGUUUGCCUGUAUUUGCUUAAGUGAAUCUUGUGGACUUAUUCAGGCGAUAUCAGCUGGACUUACAAUUAUUGGAGUGGUUAUGAUCUGUAAGCCGCCCUUUUUAUUUGGCGGUGAAUCAAGUUAUGAUGUAAAAUGGGGGAUUGGUGUUGGAACAGCUUUAGCAGGUUCUAUUACCCGUGCUGUUAAUGUAAUUUGCCUUCGUCGUAUGCGUCAAACACCAUCAGCAGUGGUUAUCUUUUACUUUUCUGUAUCAGGAAUAUUACAAUCAUUGAUCCUUCUCUUGAUUAUUGGUGAUUUAAAAGUACCUGGAAAUCUUCGGGAUAGCCUUAUGUUGAUAGGAGUUGGUGUUACUACAGCAGCCGGACAAUUUUUCCAAACUGUUGCUCUUAAAAUUGAAGAAGCAGGUCCUGUUUCAAUGACUAGAACUCUUGAUAUUGUAAUGUCGUUUGUUUACCAAGUGACGCUAUUGAAUGAAUCAGUAGAAUGGACUGACCUCAGUGGAGCUGCUAUUGUUUGUUGUUCAGUGAUAUUAGUUGGAUUACAUAAAUGGUACACCAAAAGCCCUGAAGUGUUCAAAUCAAUAAUUCCUGCUAGAUUGACUGCUAAAAUAUCAUCAAUCAAUACAACAACUCCUAACCAUACAACAUCAAUUGUACCUCCAGAGGACAAACGAAUCAGUUAUUUAGCAACUAACCAAGGACCAACAUUUACAAUUGGAAUCAAAAAAUGAAUGUCAAUUUUAUUUAUACAAUGUUUAUUACAUCAAUAAGGAACCAAGUUCCUAUUUCUGGAACUCAAGAUAGAGUAGCAAUCAUCCUAUUUUAUUCAUCGUAACAUCAUCCAUUUUUUAAUUGUUUCCCUAAGCUUGUUGUCUAUUUAUUAUUCCUAUUGACAUAUUUAAAGAAAAUAUAAAUACAUUUUAAUUAACUAGUCUGACACUUAAGUGAAGACUACUACUUAGUAUUAGCGUCCGUAUUGAUAAUUAACCAAUUUUAAUGACAAUAGCUGCACGCUAAUUGAAAAAAUUGGCUCGAUUCAGUGAGCCCAUCAUUAUUAUUAGUAAAAUAAAUUUACCUUUUUUUAAAAAAAUAGGCAAUAGGAAUCACGAGAAAACACAAAUAAUUGAAUUUGAUUUACUGUUAAUCAUUGUUUUUAUUAUGAUUUUUAUUAUUUUAAAUAAAUUCUAGACUAUGCUCUUUGAUGAGCAUCGAAACGAUCAUCUAAUCGAUCAAUCAAUGCAAAACAA